GCCACAACCCAGAGUGGUACAUUUUUCUGACUUUGCGAGCUCGCGUGCUUCGAAUCUAAACAUGAUCCUCUUUCAAAGGCACUACACUCGUCGCAAACCCCUUUCAUGAGCCAAACCAUUCAUUGUACAGAAAGGCCACAGGUCGUGUGAGCUAGUCACGAAGGUUGUUCUUUCAGACGCCGUCGAGGAGGGAAUCUGUAGAUAUUGCAGGUGCUGUGUGCAGUCUGGGUAUUUGGGUUUCUGGGAUUGUGUAUGUUUUUGGGUCCGAGUUUUUCUCUACUUUUUGGGGUCUUGAUGCAAUAGAUAGAUGGUUGGACGCGUGUGAGCUCUCGAGGCAAAAUGCAAGCAUGGAAGGCUUUGAGUGAUGGUAUAUUGGGGAGGAGUAGUCGUGGCCUCGGGCUGCUGAGCGAAUUGCGUCGUAGCUAUGGCUACAGCGCAGUCGGAUCACAUGAAUCCAGGCGUGCUCGAUGGUACGAAGGCAAAGGGGAAUGCGAUGGUCUUUCGAAUCAUGAGCUUCAUGCUGUUCACGUCUUCCAGUGCUCUGACCAGCUUGGGAUUGUAGCUAAGAUCUCAAAGUGUAUUGCAUCGCGGGGCGCAAAUAUUCUCAAUGUAGAUCUCCAUAUUGACUUUGAUGGCGGAAAGCAGCCCCCAGUUUUCUAUGCACGAAGUGAGUUUACAUUCGAUCCGUUGCAGUGGCCUCGCUCUCUCAUGGACAAGGACUUCGAUGAAUUGUCUCACCAUUUCAAGGCUGAGAAAUCGAUAGUGCGAGUGAUGGGUAGCGAUCCGGAUUUGAAGUUGGCCGUCCUCGCGUCGUGGCAGGAUCAUUGCUUGAUUGAUUUGUUGCACCGAUGGCAAGAGGGAGAGCUUCCAGUUGAUAUAUGUUGUGUUAUCAGUAACCACAACCGUGGGCCGAACACUCAUGUCUUACGAUUUUUGGAGAGGCAUGGAAUACCUUAUCACUACCUUCCUACAAGUAGAGGAAACAAGCGCGAAGCGGAGAUUCUUGAAUUGGUCUCGGGCACCGACUUCCUGGUCCUUGCUCGCUACAUGCAGGUGUUGUCAUCGACAUUUCUCCACAAUUAUAGGAAGGAUAUCAUCAACAUCCAUCAUGGACUCUUACCCUCAUUCAAAGGAGCAAAUCCAUACAGACAGGCUUAUGAAGCUGGUGUGAAAUUAAUAGGCGCGACCAGCCAUUUCGUGACUGAGGAACUUGACGAUGGCCCCAUUAUCGAGCAAAUGGUGGACCGAGUUUCGCAUAGAGACAGUCUGAAUGCAUUUGCUACAAGGUCAGAGAAUCUGGAGAAGCAGUGCCUUGGUAAGGCGAUCAAAUAUUACUGCGAACAACGCAUACUACGGUAUGCCGUGAACAAGACCAUUGUCUUCGGUUAAGUUCAUCGAUUGUAGCAUAUUUAGCACUGCUCUUAUCCUACCGAUAAGCACAAGUGUGCAUACUGCGCUUCAAUUCUUCGAACCAUAAGAAUACUUUACAUUUGUUAGCAUCUUUGGAGGAAAAGCGUCACAAAGAUCUUUCAACAGGCGUUAUGUGAAUCAAUCAAAGAUUGGGCUUGUGGAAUGCUCAAAAUUGUGAAGUUGUCUUGGGUUUCACGUUACCUGGAAGCAAAUUUACCAAGGCCCAAUCUCCAAGAACCAAAAGUUUCAGAAAAUCUGCAACAUUCAUAGGUUUUAGCUGGACACAAAGUAAUUCCUUGAUGAAUAUUGUGAAGCAUUGUGAAUGAGUAAGUUAAAUUUGGGUUA
Messenger RNA from Physcomitrium patens, 1755 nucleotides. RefSeq names its product formyltetrahydrofolate deformylase 1, mitochondrial. Gene Ontology annotation, biological process: 'de novo' IMP biosynthetic process. Gene Ontology annotation, molecular function: formyltetrahydrofolate deformylase activity. Lineage: Eukaryota; Viridiplantae; Streptophyta; Bryopsida; Funariales; Funariaceae. The record is from RefSeq and is a predicted model, not a curated record.